Nematolebias whitei (Rio pearlfish) is the source of this 4495-nucleotide messenger RNA. RefSeq names its product serine/threonine-protein phosphatase 2A regulatory subunit B'' subunit alpha. The record is from RefSeq and is a predicted model, not a curated record. Gene Ontology annotation, biological process: protein dephosphorylation. Bases 1 to 4005 code for a protein of 1334 amino acids. The transcript has 11 exons. Gene Ontology annotation, cellular component: protein phosphatase type 2A complex. Gene Ontology annotation, molecular function: calcium ion binding; protein phosphatase regulator activity. NCBI's taxonomy places the organism in Eukaryota, Metazoa, Chordata, Actinopteri, Cyprinodontiformes, Rivulidae.
AUGGCAGCAGCCUAUCGUGUAGUUGUGAGCAGUGUUAGCUGCUACAACAGUGUGGUGGUGGACCGACGCAGCCAUUCCCAAGCCGUGCACUACUGCUCUGGGCCAUGUGGGGUGCUGUCCCAAGGCCUAGACUGCACUGUUGCACAUCGUGGAACUUGUUCUGAGCUUCUUGUUGCCUCUGAUUCAGUGUACAAUGACUUUAGCAUCUCACCCAUACACUCCCGAAACAUGAUCACACAGCAACUUUCUAAGCAUAGUAAACUUUGUGUUACCAUGGAUACCAUUCAUAAUGGUUGUCUAGAGAGGACAAGCAGCAGUGGCAAUUUGUCUUCAGGGGAGGACAGCCCCACAUGGCGUGGUAAAAAGACCCCCAGUGGUGCAGGAUCUACUGGGAACAUGAGCUGCUCUGUGAGCCUUAAAGACAUUACUGAAGAAGCCAUUAACCUGGCCAGUGGCAAGCUCAAAGAGUUUUCAUUUGACAAGCUGCGCCUGACCUCCUCUAGUCAUGUCACUUUCCGCAAAGGUCGUAAGGUUCGCCCAGACUCUUUUAGUCGUCGGUCCACUGACCUGGACAUCAUCUAUAGCCACAUCAGCUCCAAUCUGACAACAAACACAACAGCUAACAGCAUGACGAAUGGCUUGGCUCCUUCUAAUGAUGAGAACCUUCCACCACUUGUGCUGGGGAAAGGAAUGGGAAUGGAAGAAGCAAAACUAAAGGGCAGCUCAGGCAUGCUCUCAGCCAACAACAAAGCGGGUAGUGGCUCAACAAGCACCCUUUCAAGUAUGGGGUCACUGAACCAGAGUCUGAACACGGUGGCCUCCUUGUACUGCAGCACCCUUGGAGAGGAGAACCUAAUAGCCCGAUUGCUGGAGAAGACACGAGCAGAAGCAGCCACUGGAGGAACAGGGGGGGAGGACAUUCGUGCAUGUCUUGACAUUCUGCUUAAAUGUUCUGAAGACCUAAAGAAAUGCACUGACAUCAUCAAACAGUGCAUCAAACGCAAAGCUGGUGGCAAUCCAGAGGAUGGAGGAGCAAGUCCUGACAAUGUUUAUCGUGCUGUCAUGACCCGACUUAGCUCUUACCUGAAGAGACUGCCACUGGAACUAGAAGGGAGUGGAAGUUUGGGAGGCAGUGGACUGGGAGGUCAGGGAGCACCUGGAAGCAGACACAGUGAUUUGGCUGAACUGGUAAACACCCUUCACUCAAUCCAGCAAGGACCUUUUUCUCCGAUUUUUGGUAGUGAACAACCUCCUCGCUAUGAAGAUGUGGUGCAGUCACCUCCAGUUCCAAAGACCAUUUCACAAUCUUCUACUCCUUCUUUGUCUUUAUCUUCAUCUGUGUGUUCUAAAUCAGAUUUCAUCUACACCAAACUAAUCCAGAGUUCAGCUCAGUUUAAAGGUCCUCCACUCACAAAUGGACUACAGCCUUCACAUGCAUCUUCUCUCACUCAACAUACUCUUUCUCCACCAUCAGUCACAUGUUCUUCUAGUAGUUCUUCUCCUACACACUCCCCAUCCUCGCUUCGAAACUCACCAAGCCCACCUGACACACACAAUCCCCCAGCAUCCCCCAUGGAGGCUCUUUAUAUUGAGGAAGAGGCAGAUAUGGAAAAGACACCAUAUCAUGUCUUGCUGCAAACACACUCUCCACCUAGAGGGGUGAACACUACAUCUAACAAUGAUGAGACUAUGGUGGAGCAACACCUGCACUUGUCACAGUCUAAUACAUGCCACAAUUCUUCAAAUAAUUUGCCAGCCAGCUCUGACUACAUUUCCUCUUGGGCUCAAACUGCCUCACUAACUGUCUUAACACCUAAAGCUAUAUCACGCAGGAACGAUGACAUUGAUAAACUGCUAAUUGACUUGGAGAAUCUGUCUCAGAGCAUGAGCCACCCCAGAAUCACAGAACUUCCUCUUCCAGUUAAAACCAGGAAGCGAGUGGGAGGCCAAGGGACUAACAUCAAUGAGUCUUUAACUCACCUCAAAAUGACACCGUUUCAUAUUAAAAAUCCAUCCAACCACCAAAGCGUUAAUGGCCUUAGCUCCAACACGCCCCUGAGUAUUCCUCCUUCCCAAGGACAGAACAGUGAGCAUGAAGGGGCUGGAGAUGAAGAAGAUGGGGCACUUUUGUUAAGAAUUCUUGAAAGCAUCGAGAGUUUUGCCCAAGAGCUGGUGGAUUCUGGGCCAGGGAGUACUGGAAGUGCUGAGAGGAAAUGCGGAAAGGAGCGGGAGGUGAUGAGAUUAUUGCAGGAUACACUGACCACUGCUGGUAGGGCUGAAACUCCUGAGAGUACAAACUCACCAGCUGUUUCUACUGUUCCCUUUAAAUACACAGACAUAGACCCGGCUGCAAAGACAAAAUACACAGAGGAAAACACACCUGUGGUUUCACUUACAACAACAUCAAUACCUGCAGUACCUGGACCUGACUCUAAUGUUGCAAUAGAAUCUGCACUUAAACCUACACUAGAUGCCUCUCCUGAUCUUCUUUCUUUGCCUAAACCAGUGCUAGAUAAUGUUACAGAAGCUUCUGCAGGUGAAUCUGUCCCUGAAGCAUCUGUACCUACAAGUUUCCUGGAAUCAACACAUUUGGAUGGACCUUCAUCUGUGGUCUCACCUGAAGCCCCGGCUUCUGUUGGUAUUCGAGCUGCAGAAACCACAAAAGAUAAUGCUAUUACUGUUGAUGAACCUGCUACUAUGGAAUAUGGUGGCACAACCCUUCUCAUCCAGCAGACUCCAGAGGUGAUCAGGGUCCAGUCCAAACCAGAAAAGAAACCUGGAACACCCCCACCAUUGCCAACCACAACUACUCCAGCCCACACACAGCUUUUACCAAGUCCUCCUCCAUCUCCAGUGAUAGUCACCCCCACUCCUCCUGCCAUUAACAUUCCCAGGUUCUACUACCCCUGUGGGCUCCCUACCCUGGUUCCAGGUACUGCCAGCGCUGAUGCAGUCAUUGCUGCCAUCGAAAUGGCUUUCACCGAAUUUGAGGAGGAGAAAUCAGACAUUUAUGAAAUGGGAAAGAUCGCCAAGAAUUACGACAUAGGCAACCAUGAGCUCCUUGCCGUCAAGUUGGCCUUGGAGGAGUGGCGACACUGGCUCGAGGAUGUGAAGCCCGACGCCCUGUCUCGUCAGUUCUCACCACCAGAGGACACCGAACAGGAACCAAACAUUCUACCCUCAUCCUGUGUGGUUGGUUCGUUGACCUGGUCCAUUGAAAAGGACAUCUUAGAGGCCCAGAAGACCGAACCUGACCCUGGGACAGGUGUUGCUCGUAUGCUAGCUCUGACUAAGAGACACUUCUGGUGGCCCUCCAUGAACGAAGAUAUAAAGAAUUACGUAGCCGCUUGCCCCACAUGUGCCAGAACGUCCUCAAACAGAAUCAUUGAAAGGCUGUUUUCCGGGGCUGUCACUCGGGGUAAUGCUGUGCAGAAAGAAGGCCGGAUGAGUUAUGCUGAGUUUGUCUGGUUCCUCAUGUCUGAGGAAGACAAGAAGAAUCCCACCAGUAUAGAGUACUGGUUCCGCUGCAUGGAUGUGGAUGGAGAUGGUGUCCUAUCCAUGUAUGAGUUGGAAUAUUUCUAUGAAGAGCAGUGUGAGAGGAUGGAAAGUAUGGGCAUCGAACCUCUGCCCUUCCAGGAUUUGCUCUGCCAGAUGCUUGACCUGGUCAAACCUGAGAGUACAGGUAAAAUAACCCUGAGUGAUCUGAAGCGCUGCCGCAUGGCUCACAUUUUCUUUGACACCUUCUUUAAUCUGGAGAAAUACCUGGACCACGAACAAAGAGAUCCAUUUGCCAUUCAAAAGGACAUUGACAGUGAAAGUCCUGAGCCGUCUGACUGGGAUAAAUACGCCUCCGAGGAGUAUGAGAUACUGGUGGCCGAAGAGACGGCAAACGACCAGCUACAUGAAGGGACGUUUGAUGAUGACUAUGAAGCAGAGGAGCUUCAGGUCCCUGGAGAGAUCAGUAAUCAAAUGGAAAAACUGGUCAUAUCAAAAUUGACAGCGUAAAAACUUGUGACUCGUGCUGGGCUUCUCCUCCAGAACCACACACAGAUAGAAGGCUGUCUGGACUUCUACAUCCAAGAACACACAACACACACAAACUGACACACACAAUGUCUCAGUUUGUGUGUGUGGGGAGGCGGAACAAAUGUCACAGCCUCCAGAUCCUUCAGAGAACAAAGCCCGUGAUGGAGGGGGAAGAUUUGAUAGGCCUUUAAUAGAAGGACACACACUUGACAGUAAAAUCAGGUGUUUUUAUAAAUUCUGUAUCCUGCCAUAAGACAAUCUUUUUGUUUUGUUUUUAACUGUUGCUUUGCCAAAGGUCAACUCCACACAGACACUUCUUAGCUGAAAAGCUGAGAGCUUUGAAGAUAAUAAAGCUCCUGAGGAUCAGCUCACAGAUUAAUGUGGUGACGAGUGUCGAGGAGCAGCACCUCCUCUCUGUGGCUGCUGGGAGCGACUGCAGGACAUCUGGAGCUGCUCCUGCACGAUUGUG